Messenger RNA from Exophiala mesophila, 1587 nucleotides. RefSeq lists its product as uncharacterized. Bases 1 to 1587 code for a protein of 528 amino acids. NCBI's taxonomy places the organism in Eukaryota, Fungi, Ascomycota, Eurotiomycetes, Chaetothyriales, Herpotrichiellaceae. The record is from RefSeq and is a predicted model, not a curated record. The transcript has a single exon.
AUGGUUCAAUGGGAGCUCUCAAUAUUAGCCAGGUCGACGUCGACCGCACUGCACAGUCGUCACCUGGCAUUACCCGCACGCAUUAUCAACCCAUGUAUUCCCCUUCUCCACCGCAAUCACAAUCACAAUCGCCCUGGCGUAUCACGGAGCUGGUCCAGCUGUCCCAGACAUGAAGCAAAGCUCCCCAUACACGAAUCACGGGCUCAAGUUACAGGCAACCCGAAAUUGGGCUUGAAGACGCUCAUCGAAGACGACAAGUUGUAUUACACGCAUAGUCGGUCCAAUCGAACGUUUUUAGAUACAUGGAACAUCGCUUUCCCAAGUGAAAGGGCUGCAUGGACGGAGCUAGCGUUACGAGCAUUGCGCGAUCGACUGUUCAGAACCUACCGUCGAAAUGCCUCGCUGGCAGCCAAGGCGACGGUCGAUAAUCAAUGGUGGAAAAUUCUGCAGGAUAUCGACGUGAUCGCGAAGCAACAAGUCGACUUGAACAACCCGGAUCUCAUUCGCGAUGCCUUCUAUUUCGGUGGCCUGGCUGAUCUCGCUCCGCAGAACCACAACGCUUAUCAGGAUCGAGGACGCUUCUCCCUCGAGGUUGCGUUCCAUCUCGGUCAUGGGCAGGCGCCAAUAGUCCUCGCGAGACAUGAGCUGGCGAUGGCCUCACAGCGGAAUCCUUACCGCAGGAGCCCGACACAGGCUGCUGAGGCAGAGCCUGUUGAUCUCCCAGCAGCCAUCGUGGACUAUCUCCGAGAAGUUGCCCUGUGCAGGCGCAACUGGGAGGCCAUGACUGCGUAUCUGGACUACAUUCUACGGAGGCGAUGUGGCCCCAAGGUGGUGCGGGAAAAUUUCGAGCUUGCGCGCGACCUUUCGCUCAUGGUCAGCCCUAGCCAGAGUUCCAGCGAGUUGAAGCCGGCGCUGGAACGGAUUGAGCCACCGUGGUAUCUGUUGCAGAAGGCUGCUGAUCAGUUCGUGGCUACGUUCUCCAAGUCAGGCAGCCCUGAAGAGCUGAAGGAAGCUCGGGAACUGGCGGCUGGUGCCAUCUCAUCAGGCGUUUCAGAGUGGGAAGAUAUGCGUGCGAUUGAGGAGGACCUCAAAUCUGAAGAGAGACCAUUAGUGGGGUCGGACAAGUGGCUGACCUACACAACGCAUAAAGCCAUGGCAGGCGAUGAUAAGGCCUGCUUUGCACUCGGUGACUACUAUAUCAGAAAGGAAGGUUGGCACCCCCACACACGUCAGCAGUCCGCCCCCAAGACUCGCAUGGGCCUGUGGUGGUUGGAGGCCAGCGCGUCUGCGGUACUCGACCAACCUGAGUUGUGUGCGCGCAGACAUCUUCUAAUAGCGCUGUUGCUCGACGAAAAUGGGCUUCACGGUGAGGGGGCUUCUGUCCUCGCACGGGGUGUUGAUGUCUUGGCCGAUUCGGCAGCCCCUGCUGGUGAAGUGGUCACCCAGUGGUUGAAAUCGUAUGCCACCGUCUGGCCUGACAUCGCAAACUGGCACACUUCGCCCCAGAUUGGGAAGGAUUGGUCCGCCACCGAUAAAUCGAUGAAUCUUCUCGACCGAGAAGAAUUCUAUAGAGAGGUCAAAAUCUGA